This is a messenger RNA of Ostrea edulis (European flat oyster), 2197 nucleotides long. RefSeq lists its product as uncharacterized. The transcript is spliced from 5 exons. The record is from RefSeq and is a predicted model, not a curated record. NCBI's taxonomy places the organism in Eukaryota, Metazoa, Mollusca, Bivalvia, Ostreida, Ostreidae. The coding region runs from base 155 to 2113 and encodes 652 amino acids.
CGAAAAGGGACCUUCGUGACGUUCAUGGAAAAACGUCACAAUCGAUCAAAAAAGUAACGUUGUUGUACAGACGAUAAUUGCCGGGGGAAAAAAACCAAACGAGACCGCUAAAAAGAGUUUUCAACAGAGAUAAUACCACAACUACUGGCAUCCCAUGGAUCUACAGGAUCUAGGACACUUAGACGAUGAGUAUUUCCCCCAUAGGCCCACAAGAUUAUCGAAAUACAAUCCUGGGUUAGAUGUCUCCGACGGUGAUGUAAGCGAUGAUGGCAGUGAUGAUGAAAUCAACAAAGGCUUUGAUCGACAAGAAACUAUCAGAAACAAAAUCGAUAUGUUUGGAAAAAACUGUUUCACCGACAACAACGAAGAAAGUCAAAGUGAAGGUGAGGAGGACACUGCUUGUAAUGGAUACAACGAUCUUCAAAGUUUAAAGCAGAACACUACUACAGCCUGUUCUUGUGGUAAAAACUGUUUAAAAAAUAUCGGUGUAGAAGAGAUACAGAACUCAAUAUUGACCACAAAGGAACUCACUAGGGAUGAAAAGGACAUGUUUAUAAUGGGAAGACUGAUGUGUACUGGAUUUGGUAGCAAUACCCAACGUGGGAAAGAGAGGAAAAGGAAGAAAUACGCAUACUAUUUCCAAAAUCAAGAAAUUUGUAAAGGUUCCUUUCUUUUCGCCUACGGAGUUGGAUCAAAGUAUGUGAAAAAUCUAGUUUCCCACAUGAAUGAAAAUGGACAUGUUCCACGGACACACAAAAACAAGAACAGACGCCCAUCAAAUGCUUUCAAUUUCGAUGAUCUUAAGAACGCAAUCGACUACAUCCAGAAUUACGCUGAAGAAUUUGGACUUCCACAGCCAACGGUGAAAAACAAAAGCAUCCCCAUCACAUAUUUACCUUCAUCGGGCAGCAAAACUACACUCCAUUCUUUGUAUUCUACAUCAUGUGACGAGUUGGGUAAAAGAAAAGUGGGACUCACAACCUUCAAACUUCUGUGGAAAGACUGUUGUCCUCAUAUUAAAUAUAUGACACCCCGAUCUGACAUAUGCCCUAUAUGUGAGGAUUGUAGAGCAAGAAUUUCAACGGCGGUUGGGUUAGUUGAGAAGCAAGAGGACCUGCGCAUUUUCACAGAACACUUGUCAAAGGUUGAGAUGGAACGACAGGUAUAUAAUGAUGCAGUGAAGAAAGCAAGAGAUGAAUCUAGUACAUUCGCAAGACCAGCGGGAUUACUUCCUCCAUGCUCAACAAAUCUUCAACAUGUCCACUACACCUUCGACUUUUCUCAAGCGCUUUCCAUUCCACAUCAUGCCAGACAGGAGGGACCACUUUAUUUCUUGACACCAAGAAAGGUGCAGCUUUUUGGAGUUGCCUUAGAGGGAUGUUACCAGCAGGUGAAUUAUAUAGUUGAUGAAGACCAGGGAAUGGGAGAAAACGGGGCUGGCGUCAAAGGUUCAAACGGUGUGAUUUCUAUGCUACAUCACUGCCUUACAACAUUUGGAUCUGGAGAAAAAGAAUGCAUUAUCCAUUGUGAUAAUUGUGCAGGUGAGAAUAAAAACAGAUACGUACUGGGGUAUCUGUCGUGGCGGACACUGUUAGGCCUACACAAGGAUAUUACCCUUUCAACGCAGGUGCCCUAUCAUGGACGUUGUCUGGUGGAUGCUGGAUUUGCCAACAUCAAGCGUUUGUACCACAGGACUGAUGUUGAUAGUUUAUCCGGUUUAGUGGAUGUCAUAAACAGAAGUGCCAAGUCAAACAGAUCGGUGACAUAUCUAAAUGAUGCGGGGGAACACAACUGGGAAUGGUUUGAUUGGAAGACAUUUAUAUCCCAGUACUUUGGCCCAGUAAGAGGCAUAAGGAAAAUGCACCAUUUUAGAUUCUCUUCGUCAUUUCCUGGAAAGAUGUACGUCAGAGAAAGGGCUGAUCAGGUAGAGACCGAAAUUGUAUUAUUAAAGUCUGCUGUUACACCUGAAGACCUGACAGCUAAUACCGUGAUGCCGGAUAUUGUACCACCAGGAGGGAUUUCUGCAGAGAGACAGAAAUACCUCUAUCGUAUGGUCAGACCAUUUGUCAGGGAUCCUUAUAAAGAGCUGACUUGUCCGAAUCACGAGGAAUAAUCACACCAUAAUUUGGCCUAUUAUUGAAACUCUAUGUCAUUAUUGGAAUGAAGUAUAGAUACUCUAACAUCAUAAAAGAGCUUA